AUGAGGCACCGCGACCUCGGCCCAGAGCAGGAGAAGGAACAGGGGGGUUAUAGUCAUACUGCUCCAGCACCAGGCCACGGUAUCUUAUUGCGAUUCACAACCCUGACUAAAAAACCUACGGGCCAAAGUCUCAACCCUAAGCGACUCAAAAAUUUGGGAAGUUACAUUUGCGCCGCUUGGGGUUCUCUGCAGUGCCAGCAGCCGAACUAUGAUGAGAAGGCUUGGGUUCAAGGGUCGACACAAAUUGCGUCCCAAGGUCCAAGGUCCCAAGGUUCGACGCUUAGACUAACAACACAGCUGACUCUCCAGCGAUAA
Messenger RNA from Spodoptera exigua (beet armyworm), 315 nucleotides. NCBI's taxonomy places the organism in Eukaryota, Metazoa, Arthropoda, Insecta, Lepidoptera, Noctuidae. The record is from the annotation of a GenBank genome assembly.